Molecule: messenger RNA, 900 nt
Organism: Bombina bombina (fire-bellied toad)
Lineage: Eukaryota; Metazoa; Chordata; Amphibia; Anura; Bombinatoridae
Gene: NSG2
Product: neuronal vesicle trafficking associated 2
Exons: 5
Coding region: 208-759 (183 amino acids)
Biological process (GO): endosomal transport; clathrin coat assembly; G protein-coupled dopamine receptor signaling pathway
Cellular component (GO): membrane; endosome
Molecular function (GO): clathrin light chain binding
Source: RefSeq, a predicted model, not a curated record
UCCGAUACUACACCGGUGACUGCGCGUGAGGUGCUGCAGGAGCUUUGUGCUGCAAUAUCAUUCGCGCCUUCCAUAGCCCUUGGAUGCUGCUGUCUGUAGGAGAGUUGAUUUCAGCACCACGAGCAGCUCCCGUUUUACUUCUUUGUCUGCUGUAUCCAGCCAUCCCAUUGAAUAAACAACCGCCAGUCUGGCAAGUGAGCAGUAAGAAUGGUGAAGCUGGGGAGUAAUCUGAGUGACAAGAACAGCAAAGAUCCCUCUGGUGAGGAUGGGUUUCAGACUGUACCUUUGAUCACACCUUUGGAUGUAAAUCAUCUGCAGUUCCCAGCUCCUGAAAAGGUGGUUGUAAAAACAAGGACAGAGUACCAGUCAGAACAAAAGAAUAAGGGAAAAACCAAAGUGCCAAAAAUUGCUGAGUUUACGGUCAGCUUUACUGAUGGGGUAACGGAAAGGUUAAAGGUGACAAUCUUAAUAAGCCUGGCUCUUGCCUUUCUGGCAUGCAUAGUGUUCCUUGUGGUAUAUAAAGCCUUUACUUAUGACCACAGCUGCCCAGAUGGAUUUGUGUAUAAGCAUAAGAGAUGCAUACCAUCAUCUUUGGAUGCUUACUACUCAGCACAGGAUUCCAACUCAAGAGGAAGGUUCUACACUGUUAUCAGUCAUUACAGCAUGGCGAAACAAACAAGCUCACGAUCUGUAUCCCCCUGGCUUUCAUCAGGAUCCAGUAAUCAUGAAGCAAAGGCAAGCAAAACUGACGGCCACUAGAAAGUGAAAUAAACCAAGGACAACCUGGUUUCCAGCGUCAUGGGCACGGCUCGGUUGAGGUGCUUUAUUGAAGAUGCAAAGUUAAAUAAGAAACUUGUUGGAGUCAUAAAAACCCCCCCAUUAAAAAUCCUUUUUGUGUAA